AUUUUUUUCAGUUUAUCUAAACAAAAGUACAAAACUAUAAUUAAUUUCAAAAUUCGAUAAACCCUACUGUUUGACAUCUUCUACGAACGGCCACACCGGAGAAUUAGCUUCUCGUUCCGUACGAUGUCGGCGACACUCCGACGCCUCAUCCUUCUCUCCUCCGCUAAUCGCUCCAUUAAUUCAUCUCCGCCGUGUCUUUCCACCGCCGUGAAUCGCCUAUCUCUAUCAUUCUCUUCCGUCUCAUCUUCGCCGGAAUCACACACCUCCCCUUCCCGGAUUCGAACCCGAACUCCACUCGAAACUCAAUUCGAAACAUGGAUCCAGAAUCUAAAACCAGGAUUCACAAACUCCGAUGUUGUAACAGCGUUACGAGCUCAAUCAGAUCCAGAUCUAGCUCUCGACAUUUUCCGAUGGACAUCUCAACAACGAGGCUACAAACACAAUCACGAAGCUUACCACACUAUGAUCAAACAAGCAAUCACCGGAAAACGAAACAAAUUCGUCGAAACGUUAAUCGAAGAAGUAAUCGCCGGAGCUUGUGAAAUGAGUGUUCCUCUAUACAAUUGCAUCAUCAGAUUCUGUUGUGGUCGUAAGUUUCUUUUUAAUAGAGCUUUCGAUGUUUAUAACAAAAUGCUUCGAUCAGAAGAUUCAAAGCCUGAUCUUGAAACCUAUACUUUGCUUCUAAGCUCAUUGCUUAAGAGAUUCAACAAAUUGAAUGUGUGUUAUGUGUAUCUACAUGCCGUUAGAUCGCUUACGAAGCAGAUGAAAUCGAACGGUGUGAUUCCGGAUACGUUUGUGUUGAAUAUGAUUAUCAAAGCUUAUGCAAAGUGUCUUGAGGUAGAUGAAGCUAUAAGGGUUUAUAAAGAGAUGGCUUUGUAUGGCUCUGAGCCUAAUGCUUAUACUUAUAGUUACUUGAUUAAGGGGGUUUGUGAGAAAGGAAGGAUUGGACAGGGUUUAGGGUUUUAUAAGGAGAUGAGUAGUAAAGGGAUGGUUCCGAAUGGGAGUUGUUAUAUGGUUUUGAUUUGUAGUUUGUCUAUGGAGAGGAGGUUGAAUGAAGCGGUUGAGGUUGUGUAUGAUAUGUUGGCGAAUUCGUUGUCUCCGGAUAUGUUGACUUAUAACACGGUUUUGACGGAGUUGUGUAGGGGAGGUAGAGGGGAUGAAGCUCUUGAGUUGGUUGAGGAAUGGAAGAAACGGGAUCCGGUUAUGGGUGAAAGGAAUUACAGAACGUUGAUGGAUGAGGUGUAUUUUUUGAAUAAGGGAUGAUUUGGUUCUGUUCAUCUAGAAGGGUGAUGGGUGAUUGAUCCGCUUAGCUCUUGUUAUUCGAAAGGGGCUAAAAGAUGGGUCAUUUUGGUUGGAAGUGUGUGUUUUGCACUCCAGUGAAUGAACCCUAGAUUGCAGU
Messenger RNA from Arabidopsis arenosa, 1399 nucleotides. Lineage: Eukaryota; Viridiplantae; Streptophyta; Magnoliopsida; Brassicales; Brassicaceae. The record is from the annotation of a GenBank genome assembly.